This is a messenger RNA of Solea solea (common sole), 4981 nucleotides long. RefSeq names its product cdkn1a interacting zinc finger protein 1a (gene ciz1a). The record is from RefSeq and is a predicted model, not a curated record. Lineage: Eukaryota; Metazoa; Chordata; Actinopteri; Pleuronectiformes; Soleidae. The coding region runs from base 262 to 2610 and encodes 782 amino acids. The transcript has 16 exons. Gene Ontology annotation, cellular component: nucleus. Gene Ontology annotation, molecular function: nucleic acid binding; zinc ion binding.
AGAUAAUGGCGAGAUGAAGCACUUUGUCCAGACAACCACUGGGGGCGACAGGUAACGGUGCGUUCGUUGACUUGAUUGGAGAUGCAGGUUAUUAUAUCGGCUGCAUGUUUUCCUGAGAGCAGCUAUUUCACCGUGGACUACAGUCAUUGUCGCUCUCCAUUACUCAAGGGCUUCAUUCUCUAAGAGGAGUUCGAUCAUUGGCUCCUCAGCCGUGGCUGUGUCUGUCAUCUCACUGUGAAGCAGCGGAAAUUACAGCUCGUAAUGUUCAACCCGCACAUCCAUCAGCAGCAGCAACAACAGCAGCAGCAGCAGCAGCAGCAGUUUCACCAGCAUCUGCGGCAGCUACAGCAACUUUUCCAGCAGCAGCCUCCGCCUCCCCCUCCGCCGCAGCCGCCUCCUGGGCAUCAUGUCGCCCAUCACCACCACCAGACACCGCGACCCAUGCCUGUACCUCCGCAGGCUGCCCCUUCCCCCAGGAUGGUCAACCUGUGCCAGACGACCCAGACUACCAUCCUUGCUCCUAAUCCCAUGCUGCAGGGGGCCAUUCUAAUGCAGCAGAUGCAGGGUAACAUGCGGGGCUUUGGGAUGGGGGGUGGGCAGCAGUUCCGUCAGUUCUUCGGUGCCAGGUCAUCUCUGCUUGGGCCAGUUCCCAUGGGCAUGGCCAUCAAGCCUCCUAUCAUGGGUUUCCCUGCUGCUCGACCCUUUCACCCACACGCUCGCUACUACAACAACAACAACAGCAACACCACCACCACUACAGCCACCAACACAGCCCCUUCCUUUUCCUCUUCAUUCUCCUCUUCAUCCACCACCACAGAUCCCAUAGUUCAUCAGCCAGACAAGAAACAGGAGAGUGAGCAGUUAGCAACAGGGAGCACAGAGGACCAGCCUGCAGCGAACAGUACCAGUGAACCCAACAAUACAUCUGAAACAGUGUCGGUUUCACCGUUUCCCCUAACAGUUGUAGUGGUGGAAGAAAAAGAUGGACCCACACAGGUCUUGGAGGAGCAAGUGGAAGAACCUGCAGUGAAAAAGCGGAGAACAGAGGGGUCAGAGACAAUAACUAUUGUAGAUGCCGAGGCUAAGGUUCCUUCUGCAGAGUGCAACAACAACACAGAAGAGUGUCAGCCUGACGAUUGCGUCCUUUUGGAAGGAGGUUCCUCAGUGGAAUCAGAUGUUGAGAUGCCGGAGGAAAGCGGAGCUGAUGAGAGCUGUUUGUUUGCCCCGUCACCCUCCGGCAGACUUGGUGAAGAUGACCAGCAGGUUGAUUUACUCGAAGAGGAGCUGCCACUGGAGAAAGACAACUCCUUGGGUUCACCAGGCAACCACGAUGAAGGGGAGGAGGGCGUAGCUGACGGCACCAACAAGUUUUACUGCUACCUCUGCAGUAUUACCUGCCACAACCAGCAAAAUUUCAGGAGUCACAUGAACAGCAUUUCCCACCAGCAGAGGAUGAUGGAGAUCCAACACAUGAGCAACGCCUGUCUGGUCACACUACUGCCACGAGUGCAGGAGACUCUGCAGGGAGCAAUGAAAGAGGGAGAGAAAAAGGCAGACUUGAAGCGUUGGUGCGCCACCUGUCACACCCACUUCAGCAGUAGCAUCAUGGAACACCGUCGCACAGAGGAGCACAAACUUGCCAGUAGAACAGCCAUCUCCUCUUGCAUGGUCUGCAAGAAACACUUCAGGACCUCCCAGAUCUUUGUGGAGCACUUGCAGUCCCAGGAGCACAAACAGAAAAUGGACAAGCUCCAGGAAGAGGACGGCUGUGCAGCCUUGGCCAAACUUACUGCCAUGGACACGGACGGCUUUUCAAUGGAAGAGGAGGAGGGCAGUGAAGGGGAGGAGGGAGAGGAAAGACAGACAAAUAAUGAAGAAGAAGAUGUCUCAGAGAAGCAGGAUGACUCGUCGUCCCUUAAAGAAGUGACUCUGAAGAACAUGGGCAGUGAUGAGCAGUAUGAUCCUGACACAGUCUACGGGUCCAGUUUCUUUGUUCCAGUCGCAGGUUUCAUUUGCAGACUUUGCAAAAAGUUUUACCACUUUGAAUCCUCUGCCCUUCACACUCACUGCAAAUCACUGACGCACUUCGAGAACCUCAAGAGCUACAGAACAUUGCUCAGUCAAAAGGGCGAGGUUGCAAAAUCUCCUAGAGAAUCUCUCUCGGCUACAGACAGCCUCAGGCCUGUAACGGAAAGCACCGUAGACGGCUCAGAGGACAAUUCCUGUGACUCUGGUUCAGUGACGGACCAGAACUCAGAACAAGUGCAGUCCAACAUUACAUUAACUCAACAUGAGGAAGAAACAGAACCUGACCCGACUGCACAUGAGUCUCCCAACACCUCAGCGACCUGCACAGACCUCAGCCUCCACAGCAAAGACGACGAGAGUGCAUCCACCGCUCCCCAGGAGACUCCUGCUGAGCUGCCUACUGGCAGCAGAGAGGAGCCAGACUCUGAGCUGACAACAACAGUAGAGGAUGCUAAUGAAAAGAUGGAGGAAGAGGAGGAGGAAGUGGUGGAAGCUCCUGCUAUCCCAGGGAAAAAGAACGGCACAGGGAAGGCAAAAGCUGCACCCAAACGCAGGUCAGGGAGGGCCUCAAACAGACGCUGAGUGUAGAAAAGACGGGAAACCUGGUACAACCUUAGUGCAGGAUGUAUCGGUACGUGAACCGGUGCUUUCAUCAAACAGCGACCAAGAAAUACACAACACAGCCUCUCUCUCUCUCUCUCUCUCUCCACACUGGAAAAUUAAACACACAAUUAAAUAGGAAUGUUGAUGAUGAGGGACUGUUGUGGAACAUGACCUGUCAUGUGAAUUGGUGUCCCAGGGUGGGGCAAUUAAUGUCUGACACUUUUAUUUUGUCUCACAGUUGGAUUGUAGUCUUCUUAAAGUGGGAUUACAGGCGAAUUAAAUUACAGUAUUUAGCAUUUGACCCUAAUGUAACACAUUAAUGUCAGUCUUGGAUCCAUGUGGCAUAAUUACAUGUAGCACCAAGUGUUUACACCGGCAGCUGUUAAUUGGAUAUUUUUUGACAGUUAUGUCUGAAUGAAUCUUAAUCAUUUGGAUUAUCCUUUGGUCAUUCUUUGCUUGAUCCUGUUAAAUAUCACAUCUGCAACAUCCCAGAGGGUAAUUUCUCUGAGAUUAAUGACUUUUGCUUUGGCAUGAUCACAAAUUACAGGUGUACAAGGUCCAGUGAACUUAAAAAUGGAUUUCUUUGAAAUUUGAUUCCCCCAAAGCUCCACAUGACAUAUAGUAACUCUGGUGUUGUAACAUACUUCACAUACAUCAAUAGCAUUACUGUUAUUGACCAAAUACUCAAUUUUAAUGACAUUUCCAUGAGCCUCAGAUGUAAAAAAGCAACACUUUAGAUUCAUGAUCUUGUUUGAGUAGCAGUAUUCUCAAUCAGUUACUCUUCAAGUAGGUGAAUGGUGGGUCAUAAUGAUGGAUUCAUCUACAUGUUGAAUUAGUGAACACAUUUAUGGUUUUCCCACACACCUUUCUAUAUAAUACAAUCCGUUACUACCUUUUUGACACUAUAUGACUGAGGUUAGGGCUAGAUUUUCUAUCCAGCGGUUUCUGCCUGGAUUAAAAAAAACAAAAUUGUUCAUUUUACACCCUGCUGUCCUCAAGGAUCAGCAAUUUGAUGAGGGCUGAUUUUUCAAAAAUAUCUAGCAAGUUAGACAAACGAUAGUUGACUUGUAGCAAAAGCUUUCAAGUGUAAAAGACUGAUGAUGGUCAAGUGGAGUCGUUCUCCACACUGCUAACCAUUUAGCACAUGCUUUUAGUGAUCUCAAAUUUAGAAAUACGGUGUAUGCUUCUGAUUUAAAAGUGUUACAGUGGUACUUUGAAAUGAUGAACUGUCAAAGUGACGGUAGCAGGAAAGUUGUCAGCUGCACUGGGAUUUUCACUGAAACAGCGUUUGUUGGUCCGCCAUCAGAAAUUAUUUUUUUAUUUUGUUGUAUUUGAAGCAGCCUUUCGUCAUGUCGGGGAAAAUGAAAGGCUUCCUGCUGACAAACGUGUAACAACUGUCACCGACUACUCGUGCUCACAGAAACAUGUCUGUGUCGUGCUGGUUUUGAAAUUUCAAACAUGGCUUUGAAGAUUUUUGCUGCUAAAAACUUAACAGGCUGCAGUUUGUUUGUUCUUUUUUGGGUGUGUUGUUGUGGACUGCGUCCUCUGAGAAAACCCACUUAUCACUCUUUAUACUCAGAAUUCGUAAAGCUAAAAGGUUUUGGAUGGAAUCAAUCACGUUUGCCGUCACAUUCCCAUGGAUGUUUGUCGAGUGUGCCUGCAUUAGAACAAUAGUUUGUUUCCUAGUUCCAUGGAUGAAAAAUCCCUCUGAGCAUUAACAGCACAAAAAUAUAAUAAGUGGUUGUUUGUGCUCUUUUGCCACUGUUAUGAUUUUUUUCUUUUUCCUCUCAUUGAAGAUGCUUGAAUUGCAAUGCACUGGACAGUUGAAAACACUUGAGUAACAGUCUCAGUAUUAACUGCAAGAAAAACCCGUGAAGUAUCUGUAGUUAUUUAAUUUAGCGAAGGAUCUUAAACUCUGGUGAGAAGCAGCAGUAAUACAGAAGGCUUUCACACACACAUUUAAGUUUGGUUCCUGUGUCUCAGCAGUCACUUGUCAACACAAGACUCAUACAUGUAUAUAAAGGUGUAUUAUUUCCUUCUUCCUGACUAGUGAGGGUAUUUUAUUUACCACAAAAGGGCGACUGUUGAUAGGCGUAACAACUCCUGUCGUCAUGGCAGUGGCUGUCACAUGAUCAGUAAUGUGUAAGGUCCCAUCUGAAGGAAGAAGACAUGAGCAGGAGAGAGGACAGCUGUGUGUUUCUUACUGCAUUUUUAUUCAGCUACUGACAAACUGAGAUGAACAAACAGGUGAUGUUUUCUAAUCGCUGGAAGUUUAAUGUAUUUUUGGAUGUUUGCUUUUUUGUUGGGGGAUAUUUUAAUUUAUAUUAAAAAUGUCUGACAAUUUCAACAA